ACAACGCCAUUUGUUAAAACUUUGGCAAAGCGUCAAGUGUAUUCAACUUAGUGCACUGUGUUCGUAACAUAUUGUAGUUUUGGGAACAGAACAAUUGUGAUCAGAUAUUUCAUCGAUGAUAAAAUUAGCAGAAUGUCAGUCCAGUUUCACCUAGUCACAUCCUCUCCCACUACCCGCGACUGAACUUCCUCUCACUACCAUAUUUGGUUGGCGAGAAAACGUUCUAAACGGAUGCUUCAGCUUUAUAGCCCCUGUGACGUGUCUGGGUUACUGUUUUGUUUGUGUGGUAAACACUUUUGAUGUUGUCUUUCUGAUAAAAAGAAGCAUGGAGGACUCAAACUCUUAUAUUCGCGUCUCCGGAUUUGUUCUUGGUUCAUUGAUGUUUCAGCACCUGAACAGUGAUUCUGAUGUGGAAGGUCUCAUUCUCGGGGAGACCAAAGCUGAAGAGCGAAGCAACAUCACUGACUCUCAAAUCGACAACAUACAGUUUGAGCAUACAAUAAACAUUCAGAAACACAUAUCAUGUCGCAAGCUCAAUAGCUUCUAUAAUAGAAUAGGGGAGGUGAACCAGGAUGAAAUAAGGCACAUUUUAUCCAACUAUAAGGAGGAGAAUGUGAUUGGUUGGUAUAAACAGCGGAGAAACACAGAUCAACAAAUUACCUUCAGAGAGCAAGUAGUCCAUGAGAACCUGAAGAGAGCACUCUCCAAUCACGAGCUGAUCUUUCUGCUACUGACACCCAGUGAGAUCACAACAUCAGGCUCCACUCACAAACUGGAGUAUGCAGUCUUCAGAUCACAUGGCAGUCAGUAUUGCAGUGUACCUGUCCUGGUCAGCAACCUGGGUUUGUUGGAAGAGCAGGACUACUGGAGACUCUCUGCAUCUUGUUCAUCAGUCAACUACAACCAUGCUGUUAGGAAACACAGAUCUAAAUUCUUCUCCUCCGAUGGAUCUUUGCAUGAGGUGGAUGAGAUUAAUGACAUGAACAACUCCUUGCAGGGUGAACUGAAGAUUGCAUGUAAGAAAGUGGAGGAGAGUGAACGAUUGGUCGAGAAGCUGCUUGCAGACGUUUCUGAUCUAAGAAGGAUGGUCAAUGAUAGGAAACAAGAGCUGGGAGAAAUCUCAGCAGAUGGAGCCUCCACCCCGGCACAGCCCCAGGAGAAUGUGCUGCUCUGUGAGGUCAUCAAAACACUAUUCCCUGGGGCAUCUCUACUCCAAACGCAGGCUCUAAACUUCCAGGGGUUUCCAUUGCCUGAGUUCUGCUGCAGCACUGACCAUGGCAUAGACAUUGCUACAACACUGCCUUUGAUCCUGAGUCAUACACUCCCUAAAGCCAGGAAGGGGAGGCUUGGGCGAGGCGGAGGUACAUCCUGGAGAAAACGUCCCCUUCGUGAAUCAUCUGAGGUGCCGAAGAGGAGGAAAGGCAUGCUGGAGGAGACUGAGGAGUCUUUGUCAGUCAGUGGGUCCGAGACCGAGGAGGAUUUGAUCCCAGCCAAUCAGAAUGGAAAUGAUUUAGAUGUGUCCAAUUCCCCCGUCUUCUGAAGACCAAAUGGACCGCUCAAGAAUGGUCACUUUGCAUUAAAUGUCACUGUGUAUGGAUUAUAUGAAAUUCUGUGACAUUCCCCUGUAACCGUCCUCCAUCAAUAACUGAAAACUUGAUAUGUUUGCAGGGAUGCCUUCAAUUAGCUUAUUUUUAGGGGCAACAUGUUUUAUUUAGAAGUGACUGUCCAAGUUAUUGAUUAUAAUAACUUUAGUUUAUCAACCAUUUUUUUAUAUUCAAGCUGUUAUUGAACUUGUACAUAAUUACAUAAAAUUAUUUUCACGUGUAGUGAGUUACGAUUAUUGGUCUCAUGGCUCAACCCAAGCAUAGCAGCUCAGACUAGAUUAACAAGCAAUAUUCCACAUUAAGAAUUAUUUUAAUACAAUUAUUACAGUAUAUAUGCUACACUAGUUCCCCAAUACAGGCUGACAGUUACUCCCAAGUGCUGGUUGUCGAAGGUGUUUGUAUCUUUCAUAAUGUGGGUCCAGACAUGAAUCCUGCGGAGGAAAAUAUGAGUAUUUAUUAUAGAAAGGCCUAAACGAUCAAAACAUGGUCAUUUUGAGCUAUAGGUCUGUAGCGCACAAUGUCAUCAGUACCCUCUGGUAAGUAGUGAUGGUGCAUUUGCAAAGAGAAACUAUCACAAAGCAACCUCAAGGCUUAAUGCUGCUGACCCAAGAGUAUUGGAUCAUAUGAUAUUCUGUCCCAAGACCAGUCAAUGAGUCAAUAAUAAAGUGAGUGAUUUGAUGACUUA
Oncorhynchus kisutch (coho salmon) is the source of this 2289-nucleotide messenger RNA. It is a transcript of the gene abraxas1, whose product is annotated as abraxas 1, BRCA1 A complex subunit. Gene Ontology annotation, biological process: attachment of spindle microtubules to kinetochore; mitotic spindle assembly; protein K63-linked deubiquitination. Gene Ontology annotation, cellular component: nucleus. The transcript is spliced from 9 exons. Lineage: Eukaryota; Metazoa; Chordata; Actinopteri; Salmoniformes; Salmonidae. The record is from RefSeq and is a predicted model, not a curated record. The coding region runs from base 326 to 1540 and encodes 404 amino acids. Gene Ontology annotation, molecular function: polyubiquitin modification-dependent protein binding; microtubule binding.